This is a messenger RNA of Aedes aegypti (yellow fever mosquito), 3783 nucleotides long. RefSeq names its product probable nuclear hormone receptor HR38. The record is from RefSeq and is a predicted model, not a curated record. Lineage: Eukaryota; Metazoa; Arthropoda; Insecta; Diptera; Culicidae. The coding region runs from base 751 to 3330 and encodes 859 amino acids. The transcript is spliced from 8 exons.
CGUACCAUUCGUAUCGCUUCGCGCGUUGUUGGCUCUGGUCGAAUGGACACGGCCAUGGACAGAUAGAUAGAUAGACGACAGGCCUACGGGGCAGUUACCGCUGCAGAUAGAUAGAGCGAGGACAAGAUUACAACGACCAGCAACCGCUGCGAAGUCGGCUGUGUUCUAGUUCCAAAUUGUGUUCUAAGUGUGCGAAGGUGUAUGUGAGGUGCUACAUCAGAUACAUGAACAGCGCCAAUCGAGGUUUUGUAUGGAGAAAUUGCAGAACUCCAGCUUCCGGGCAGGACAACUUUCGAAAUGUGAAAAUAUCUAUGGAUUCGGUCGCAAUCGCACGGUGUCAGUGAGUACGGACCUGAAAUGUGCUGAUACAUGAGUUAAUGGUGUGCAGAGUUGCAAAUGAGCGCACCCCGGGCGGACACAAAGGCAUUCAUUUUUGUUCACGUUUUCUCGUUAUUGUUUGUCGCCGUGGCUCCAGUAAAGCAGAACAUAAUUCAAUGAAAAAAAAAACAAAAGUUGAAAACAGCAACGACAGCAGAAAUACAGUCUGUGCGGCAAUAAAGAGAGAGAGAGUCCAAUGGUUGGCCUACCCGCGUUCGAUUUUCGUGGCCUCCGAUCUGCUCCCGAGCUGCGAGAGAAAGUGAAUAGACGACGUGCACUGGGUUUUCCAGCGCCGUGAGUGUGCCGAGAUCGAAGUCGAGAACAACUCCCCCCAGAGUCCCGGAUUCGGGUUUUCAAUUCGGGUGACAGAAAAUGGCUCACUUCUCCAUCUCGGAAAUGCCGGACGUGAAAGUGACGGAUACGUUCCCGAAGAGCGGUCGUGUCACCGAAGUUUGUAAGGAGUGGCUUGUUCGAGAGGAUAGCGCUUUAGCAUACCAACUUCAGAAUAAAGAAAUCUCCGAACACUACAAGGGUAACAAACAUCGAAACCAAAUCGUCCGGCAAGACUUUCCAACAGCCCUUUCGGAGCAAAUCCGGGAAAAAGAGGAUGCCGAACGACAGGCUGCUUUGUACCAUCAAAUGAUCAAUGAGCAGGAAGAAAUGGAUGCCAAAGUAGCGCGAGAUAUUGCUCAACAGUUGAAGCGUGAAUCUGAAUUGAGACGCAGACUAGAAGCGGAGAAAGGUGAACUGUUGGCCCGAAAGCUCCAGGAACAGGCAUUGAUUGGAGGCGGUAGAAAGUCCCAUCGCCCCGUCGAACCUGAACUCGCUUUUCCACUGCCACCAAGAAACCACCCGAAACCUGUAUCGCAUCAACAGCAACAUCAAGUGCCUGCGAGACCUUCCUCCCUGCAUCAUGCCUCACCGUACAUAGCUCACUCACCACCGGGUCCUUCAACUUCAUCCGCAAUCGAGCCUCCAGACCUUCAUUAUGCAUCACUCGAACUCAACUCACCAAAGCGACCUCCUCCGCAUUCAAUGUUCCAGGAUGGACGAAAUCCUUCAGCGAACAUUUACCAGGAAAUUGCACACAACCCAUCUUCAAAAUACAAUCGCUAUGAGGAAGAUGAGGACGGCUACACUAACAUAAAUCUCCACUCACAUACUCCGGAGAAGAAGCAACCUGCAUUUCCAAACAACAACCGAAACGGCUCUACAUCCGUUGAUAUCGUGGACAGCAUUCGACAAUAUGAUCUGCCAUACGAUGGAGACUACAAUUAUCAACUGCCACCACCACCGUCGUUGAACGACAUCACAGGUCACAGUCAACGGUUUCCCAAUCAAAGACCCGCUCAACCAUCCGAACCAUACAAAUACAACAAUAAUGUUCACACCGAGGAUGACUUCCGCAACAACUCCAACUUCAACAAAAUAUCCCCGGAAAAAAUCGUUACUCCUCCAUCUCUGGCGAUAGGUGGCGCCUUCGGAGGACCCAGUCGGAGUUCUCGAGCGUCGGCCAUCAACUACAACGUGUACGACGACGACGACAUCGAUGAAGCACUCGCUCAACCACUACCAUCCAAUCACUCCGCCCAGCUCAAUCAAAUUGGACUACCGUCCAUGGGUGCAGAACUGGGCAUGGCGUCCAGUUCCGGUGCUAGUCCGAAGUACCACAGCAACGGAAGUCAUUCGCACCAUCAUCACCACCAAAAUCCGCACCUUUAUCAGAACCACCAUCCGCAUCACGCGCAACAGCUUCAGCAGCAGCAGCAGCAACAACAACUACAAUCUGCAGCGCACCAUAGUCAGGGUCAUGGUUCAUCGCCUUCGCACUCCAAAAGCGGAAGCUACGAAAAGGCUGACAGGAUACGAGCGCUCAAGGAGAUUGGACUGCCACCGGAUGAGAUACAGGAGAUCGAUAAGAGGCUAGAACAGGAACUGAAGGAUGAGGAACUCGCCCGAAAGCUCCAAGAACAGGAAGCGGAUGAACUGGACCAGGAGGUGAUUGAUCGUCGCGUUGCGAUGGAAGCCCAAGACAAAGAAUUGGCCAAGAUGCUCCAGGAACGAGAAAGAGCCAAAGCAAAACGAGCACGGGAAAAGGCUCGGCUCAAAAAGGAAAUGCAACGCCAACAGCAGCAACUUCAAGAACCACAUUCCGGUGACGGGGAUGACCCCGCUGGCGAGCCGAGUUCUUCGUCGCAUCUACCGAUCGGCGAUCAGCAACAACCCGAAUCUCUAGAGGCGGACGGUGGCGAUCCGGAUGAUGGCGAUUCUUAUUCUAAUCCAAUUGAUAUGCUACAACAAUCACAGGUGGCUAGUGCAACCGGAAACUCCGGGGGAAGCAUCGGAAGUGCUAAGCGGUACUAUGGAGCCCCAGCUCAUUCACCAGAACAUGGCGGUGGUGCAGUUCACAAAGCGCAGGGCAGCAUUUCAUCGCAUGGGUCCGGAUCAGGGAGUCACUAUGUAAACUCACAUGUUUCACCAAAUGACGAUAGCUACUCGAACCCCAUCGACAUGAUUCGGCAGCAGAAAUCUACACCGAACUUGAAGCUUUCCGCCAAUGUACAGAGGCUAGUGGAAAACGGUCGGAAGGAGGACGACAUCUAUGUGUUGCCGAUCUCCGAUGGUGGCGGUGAGAAUCGAAGCCCUCAGCGACCGGGCCAUCUGGAUGUGAGAGGAAUCACAAAUCGGUCAUCUUCUGGAUCGAGAAAUCAAUACACUGACGAAAACAUUGCUACCAAAAUCGAUCCGACGUUCAACACAUCCGGUACCAGCCCAAUGAACACCAGCUCGAUGACUGCGUCGACGCUUUCCUCACCUCCAGAUAUCUUGGAGUUCUCCGAUCCCGGCUCAUCUAGUCCAGUGCCACCGUACAUGCCGAUACAAGGAACGCGGCGCAACACCUCAGCCGACAAUAAGAAACGAAAAUCAAAAGAACGUUGUGCUCAACAGUAGGAACGCAAGGAAAUGCAAUGCGAGAGAGUUUUCUAUUUGUACCGUUUAUUGUUACUUAAGUGCACGUACGAUAAUCUACGCACAAAUUGCUUCACUGCGAUAUUCUAGUUAUACUCGAUAGGGAAUCUUUUGAGUACAUUUAAAACCGGAUUGUUAUAUAAGUGUCUAUGGGACAAUAACCUUCUUGAAAACGAAAACUGCAGGCAGCUUACGGGAGAAGCUGCAAAUCGUCGAUAUUUAUUACGUUAUUAUGAUUAAGCAUAUUGAUACGAAACUAGGAAUAUACUCCUCCAUAGUGAAAUCAUCAAAGAUGAGAAUCGAGAUAACUCUCGGUUGGGGCAGAGGCAGGAAUAAACUUGUAAUUCUGUGCUGCUUGAUUAUGAUGAGUUCAUUUGUAUCUACAUUUUGUACAAUUAUUUAUGUAUUUUUGUGAAAUAAAAUGCAUUUUAUUUA